AAUGUACUAGCACAACUUGAAAUAGAAAACCAACAAAAGGAAGUAGAAAAGCAUUAUGGCAAUGCCUAUUUGCUUUUCAAGAAACUUGUGAUUAGAGAGACACCUAGUUAAUUCUCUUUUUUCGUUAUGUUACAGCAUGGAAAGAGCAUUUAACUUUAAUAAACUUUUAGUGCCUCCAAGAACCAGGCUAGGUCAGGUGUCAGCUGUAAAGCCUCAAGAUCCUGGGCUGUUUGAAGAUAACAGUAGCUUUACAGCACCAGUUCAGAGUUUUAAUAAAUGUUUUGAAAAAGAGACCGUUUCACAUACCAAGAUGGUGUUGCCUACGGAGUCCCCAAGACCAGAGGUCACAAAGAGGAUUGCUGUGAUGCCAAGAGAGAAAGAAGAGCAGCCACCGUUAAGGUCCAGUCAGCUGUAUUCCAAACUGUUUGAAGAGGCUGAAAAAAUAAAAGCUUGGAAAUCAAAAAUGGACUAUGAUAUCUCACAAAAAGAUAGAAAGCUUCAGGACAAUCAAAGGACAAUUGAUACACAGCGCAAAGCCAUUCAAGAACUUCAGUUUGAAAAUGAAAGUCUCAGCAUGAAAUUAGAGGCGCAACUAAAUGAAAAUGAAGAUAUGAGGAAUAAAAGUAAUGCAACAAGAAAUUUGUGCAACAUUCUGAAGGACACUUUUGAAAGAUCAACUGAGAAAAUGAACCAGUUUGAGGCAGAAAGAGAAGAAACUCAUGGGUUCUUCUUGCAAAACUACGAAAACAUUCAGAGGAUGGUUGCUGCAUUUGAAAAUCUCCGGCUGCAAGCAGAGGCUGACCAGCAAGAAAUGUUAAAAGCUAAGGAAGGCCUUAAACAGUUUGAGGACCUUAAAGUGAAAUUUGAGAAUGAAUAUCGCAUGAAGGAAGAGAAGGCUUCCCUGCUUGAAGAAAAACUAAGAGAAAAGGAAAGUCAGUUUAAAGAAACUUUUCUCAAACUCCAAGAGACUCAGAAAAACCUCAGUCAACUACAGAAAUCUGCAAACCAGCAUCUUGAAUUACUUCACAACUGUAAACAAGAACAGGAUGAACUUCAGGAAAAACUGGAAAGAGAACAACAACUCAGGCGCAAGAGUGAGGAAAACCAGAAAUUGUUAGUUAAUACACUUGAACAAACCAAAGAGAUGUAUGUAAAGAACCUUCUGGAGAGAGAUGCCAAGCUUAAAGAAAUAAAUAAUAUCAAAGAGCAAAUGUCACAGCAAAUUGAAGAGAUACAAGUGACAGCAGAUUCCUUACAAUCCUCUUUAAAAUCUGAGAAAAAGAGGGUUCAAGAACUUGAAACAGAGCUUAGCUCAAUAUCUCAGGAACUCUGCAACAAAAACACAGAACUAGGAAUAAUAAGAGAAGUGAAAAUGGAGUGUGACAGCCAAAUACAAGCUCUGAAAUUUGAAAUGGAGACAAAGGAAAAUGCCCUUAAGUCUUUUGAGGAAAAGGUAAAAGCAGACGAAGGCAAGACUCUUCAGCUAAUUUCAGAACAUGAGGAAAAACAAGCAGAAAUAAACAAAUUGAAGGAAAAACUGGAGAUUGCUGCAGUUGAAAACAAAAAAAUUGUUGCUACCCUGGAAGAGGUUGUAAGUGAGCAAAUGCAGCUGAAGGAGUGUUGUCUUUUGAAAGAGGUCAAACUGCUAGAGAUUGAGGGGCAGUUAUCAGAAGCACUGAAUAAAGAGAGCGAAUCAUCUAAUAAUAUUGAAAGAUUGCAAAAGGAUAUCAGUCAAUACAAAAAGCAGUUGGAGGAACUAAAUGCAAAAAUUGAGGAGCAACAUCAAGAGAAUGAGAAUAUUCAGGAACUGUUAAAAGAAUCUAAUAAAACCUCACAGAAUAGGCUGAUGAAGAAGGAAAGGCAAGUCAAUGCACUGGAACUAAAGUUAACAAAUCUAAAAACAAAACUGGAGGCCAAACUCAAGACCCAGGAUGAAAAUCUGAAAGAAUUAGCUAAAUUAAAAAAAGAGUCCCAAAGUCUGAAACACCACCAUGAGGAAGAGUAUAAGAGAAUGUGUUCUGAGCUGGAAAACAAAUCAGCAUCUGAGGCUGAGCUUACACUGGAGGUGCAAAAAUGGAAGCAAACAUCACUGGAAGCAACAAAGAGCAAGGAAGAUACUGAGAUCAAAUUCCAACAGAAGAUAGCUGACAUGGUUGCUUUGAUGGAAAGGCAUAAGCAUGAGUAUGACAAAAUGGUGGAAGAGAAGGAUGCAGAACUGAAUGAGAAAAGAAUGCAAGAAGCUGAAGUUAAUGCUAAUAAAACUUCAUUGGAGCUGGAGCUAUCCUACCUGCAGGUUGAAAAUGUAAAAUUAAAACAACAACUUGAUGAAAUAAAAAUAGAAAGGGAAAACCUGCAGCAGCAAGUGGAAGAACUUACUAAGAUGCAGACAUCACAGAAGGACAGUUACAAAAAGAAAGAGGAGUACCUAGAACAAGAAAUUAUUAACUUAAAGAAGCAAAUUAAAUCUCUUGAAAAACACAAGACCCAAAAGCUGUCUGAGACAACUUCCAAAAAUGAGAAAGGCUCUGAAAUUCCAGAUGUUGCUUCAAUCAAGAAAUCAACCCCUGCAUUUUCAAAGAAGACAGGAAUUGAAACUCCAUCAAGAAAAGACCCAGCAACACCUUUUAGAUUAGUUGACAGUCUUAAAACACCAUCUUGGACUUUGGGAACAAAAACAGGAACAACACCUCGAAUAAGGUCUUUCAGAAUACGCACACCACCUUCAACAGAAAAGCAAAACACCCUGAAACUGGAUCCCAAAUCUGACAGCUCAGAACAAAAUGAUGUACUGAAUUUCUCUACAGUCAUUAACAAGCAAGUAAAAAACUCUGGAACAGAGUGCCUGGGCUUAUUCAAGAAGGUACAGAGUUCUGCUGUUUAUAAGUCUCCAGGAGCAGCAUUAAAACUGGCAGCUAUGAAGAGAAUGCGGGACGCAGGUUGGACUACCAUUACCAGUUCAGACAAGAAAAAGAAAAAAGUCACUGAAAAAAUAUUUGCUUAA
Molecule: messenger RNA, 3001 nt
Organism: Ictalurus furcatus (blue catfish)
Lineage: Eukaryota; Metazoa; Chordata; Actinopteri; Siluriformes; Ictaluridae
Gene: sycp1
Product: synaptonemal complex protein 1
Exons: 31
Coding region: 137-3001 (954 amino acids)
Biological process (GO): meiotic DNA repair synthesis; synaptonemal complex assembly; lateral element assembly
Cellular component (GO): transverse filament; synaptonemal complex; central element
Molecular function (GO): double-stranded DNA binding
Source: RefSeq, a predicted model, not a curated record